AUGUCAGGCGGCUUCUCUUUAUCCGAUGCCUUGCCCACCGGCAACAACCCCCCUCCCGGUGCCCCCCCACCCCAUGGCUGGCUCCUGGGGGACCAGCCACCACCUCCUGGGGGGUUCCCAGGGCACCCCGGCCCUCCAGGCGCCUAUCCUGGAGGACCAGGACCAUACCCUGGAGGACCGGGACCACAUCCAGGACCACCUGGAGCAUUCCCUGGAGGACCAGGGCCACAUCAUGCCCCAGGACAACCACCCAGUGGCCCUGGAUUUGGGCCACCUCCUCCACACGCGGGACCAGCUCCUCCCAUGCCAGCCUGUGCCCGAGUGUUCAGCUCUGGAUGUGGUUUUCUGCUAACACCAAAUCCCUGUUGUCUCCAGAAAGUCCCCUUUGAGCUGCCUCUGCAGAAAGGACUCGUCCCUCGGAUGAGCAUAAUCAUCACGGGGACCGUCAACCACAACCCAAGCAGGUUUGCACUGGAUUUCAAGAGAGGGAGCGACAUUGCCUUCCACUUUAAUCCCCGCUUCAAGGAAGACGGCGGCAAGAAAGUCAUCGUCUGUAAUUCGAUGAUCCGGAAUAACUGGGGGAAGGAGGAGAGGAUGGCUCCUAGGUUUCCAUUUGAAGCUGGAAAACCCUUCAAGAUCCAGAUCCUUUGCGAGGCGGAUCACUUCAAGGUGGCGGUCAACGAUGCUCACUUGCUGCAGUACAGCUUCCGCGAGAAGAAGCUGAACGAGAUCACCAAGCUGUGCAUCUCUGGGGACAUCAUCCUCACCAGCGUCACGCCGACCAUGAUGUAA
Messenger RNA from Tauraco erythrolophus (red-crested turaco), 792 nucleotides. Lineage: Eukaryota; Metazoa; Chordata; Aves; Musophagiformes; Musophagidae. The record is from RefSeq and is a predicted model, not a curated record.